Electrophorus electricus (electric eel) is the source of this 7947-nucleotide messenger RNA. RefSeq names its product neurexin 3b (gene nrxn3b). The record is from RefSeq and is a predicted model, not a curated record. Lineage: Eukaryota; Metazoa; Chordata; Actinopteri; Gymnotiformes; Gymnotidae.
ACGUUUCCUGUCCCGCUGCAUUGUAAUUAACCUUCUUAUCACUCCAUCACUUGCAGCUUCCAUUAAACAAGGAAUUAAUAUAUUUCAUCAUAACAUUUGGGAAUCUAAACAGAAGAAGUGUGCUCUCCCCAAUUAAAGGUUCAUUAUAAAAACAACAAAUGCUGUACUUUAGCAUGUGGCAAUAUUACAAAGUCAAAUCCAGCAUGGAGGACCUUCAUUAUAAAUCUGGAAGUUGGUUCAAAGAAAUGUCAUCAGAUAAGCAUCUCUAACAUUGACAGCACAAGCUGACUAAGUUUCUUUUCUCAACGCGUUCCUGUCAUUUGGAAUUCACAGCCAGAAUGUGGGUUGUUUUUUACUUCUAUCUCAGUGGCCUUGCCUUUUUUUUGCCUACACCAUUUGCAUGAAGAGGAUAUGCUGACUGUUCAACAAUAAUCUUGUCAUUUUCAGGGAAAUCAAUUAGAGAAUCUGACUGUUGAACCAAGGUAAACUGGAUUGUAUUCUUUACCUGAGUAACAGUGUGCUGAGAAUUGUUUUUAUCAUGUCUCCCCUCUGCCAACCACAUAAUGUGUUUUUCCUGCUCUGUACGCUCUUGGGCAUGGGCAUAGGCCUAGAGUUCACAGGCUCAGAAGGCCAAUGGGCCCGAUACAUACGCUGGGAUGCCAGCACAAAAAGCGACCUCACGUUUCAAUUCAAAACAGCUAUAUCUGAUGGCCUGAUACUCUAUUUUGAUGAUGGAGGCUACUGUGACUUCCUGCUCAUGACUAUCUCAGAAGGGAAACUGAAGCUUCAGUUUAGUGUGGACUGCGCAGAAACUACAAUAACCUCAGAAAAGAUGGUCAACGACAGCCGCUGGCACUCUGCUACCAUCAGCAGACACAACCUACGAACAGUGCUCAAACUAGAUGGGCAGUUCAAAAUGGAUGAAGUGCGACCACAGAGACAAUUCAUGAAGAUCAUCAGUGACCUUUACCUAGGUGGCGUCCCUCAAGACAUCCGAACGUCGGCCCUAACGCUCCCAGCAGUUAAGGAGAUGCCACCUUUCAAGGGGAUUAUUACUGACCUGGGAUAUGGGAAUAAGGUGCCCACACAUCUGGGGAGCCAAAAGGUCCAGCUCGAGAUGGAGGGCUUGUGCACAGAGAACCCCUGUGAAAAUGGAGGAAGUUGUAUGUUGGUAGAUGAGGAGCCUUACUGCGACUGCUCCAAAACUGGAUAUGUAGGUCGUUACUGUAAUGAAGCAGCCAACCAGAAUCCUGGUUUUGCACACAUGGUGAAGUCUCAACAAGCACGAGAGGACAAUGUAGCAACAUUUCGAGGCUCAGAAUACUUCUGCUACGACCUGUCCCAGAACCCUAUUCAGAGCAGCAGUGAUGAGAUAACUCUUUCCUUCAAGACUUGGCAACGCAACGGACUCAUCUUGCACACAGGAAAAUCAGCUGACUAUGUCAACUUAGCUCUAAAGGAUGGUGCUGUUUCGCUGGUGAUUAACCUGGGCUCAGGAGCCUUCGAGGCAAUCGUCGAACCUGUCAACGGAAAGUUCAAUGAUAAUACCUGGCAUGACAUCAAAGUAACACGCAAUCUGAGACAGCACUCAGGCAUUGGACACGCUAUGGUGACCAUCUCAGUGGAUGGUAUACUGACCACUACUGGAUACACCCAGGACGACUAUACUAUGCUGGGCUCCGAUGACUUCUUCUACGUUGGAGGGAGUCCAAGUACUGCUGACCUGCCUGGAUCACCAGUCAGCAACAACUUCAUGGGCUGCUUGAAGGAGGUGGUCUACAAAAACAGUGACAUACGUUUGGAGUUGUCUCGUCUGGCCCGAAUUGCGGACCCCAAGAUGAAGUUGCAGGGGGAUGUGGUCUUCAAGUGUGAACAUGUGCCUACCCUGGACCCCAUCUCCUUUGAGACACCCGAGUCUUUCCUCAGUCUGCCCAAGUGGAACACCAAGCGCGUGGGCUCUAUCUCAUUUGAUUUUCGUACCUCUGAAACAAAUGGAUUGAUUCUCUACACCCAAGGCAAGUCCCAAGACAAGCAUGACGCUCGCAGCCAGAGGAGCAACAAGGUGGACUUCUUUGCUGUGGAGCUUCUGGAUGGUUGCUUGUACCUUCUGCUAGAUAUGGGAUCAGGAACCAUAAAGGUGAAAGCCACACAGAAUAAAGUUAAUGAUGGGGCCUGGCACCAUGUGGACAUCCAGCGAGAUGGCAAAUCAGGGAUCAUUUCAGUGAACAGCCGCAGAACACCAUUCACUGCCACUGGUGAAAAUGAGAUUCUGGACCUGGAAGGAGACCUUUAUCUAGGAGGGCUUCCCAACACCGGGGUUGACCUGGUCCUCCCCACAGAACUGUGGACUGCCAUGCUAAACUAUGGCUAUGUUGGCUGCAUCCGUGACCUGUUCAUCAAUGGACGCAGCAAGGACAUCCGCCAACUUGCAGAGGCCCAGGGUGGGUCUGGGAUCGUGCCCUCCUGCAGCAAAAUGAGCAGUAAGCAAUGUGACAGCAACCCCUGCCACAACAAGGGUAUCUGCAAAGAGGGAUGGAACCGCUUUGUCUGUGACUGCACUGGAACUGGCUAUUGGUCCACAACCUGUGAGAGAGAGGCUUCUAUUCUGAGCUUUGACGGCAGUAUGUACAUGAAAGUGGUGCUGCCCACAGUCAUGCAAGUGGAAGCAGAGGACGUGUCUCUACGCUUCCUGUCCCAGCGUGCCUUUGGCCUAUUGAUGGCUGCCACCUCCCGUGACUCUGCAGACACACUACGGCUUGAUCUGGAUGGGGGCCGUGUGAAACUCACUGUCAACUUAGGUAAAGGCCCCGAGACUCUGUAUGCUGGGCAAAAGUUGAAUGAUAACGAGUGGCACUCUGUCAAAGUGGUACGGCGUGGCAAAAACUUCAAACUCACAGUGGAUGAGGAUGUUGCUGAAGGCCAGAUGAACGGAGACCACACGCGCCUGGAGUUUACCAACAUAGAGACGGGCAUUCUGACGGAGCGCCGAUUUGUGUCGUCAGCGCCAUCCAGCUUCAUCGGCCACCUACAGGCCCUCAAGUUCAAUGGCCUGCUCUACAUUGACAUGUGCAAAAAUGGAGACAUCGAAUAUUGUGAACUCAAUGCACGCUUUGGACUGCGCUCCAUUGUGGCAGACCCAGUCACAUUUAAAACCAAGGGCAGCUACCUGGGCUUGGCCACGCUGCAGGCCUACAGCACCAUGCACCUCUUUUUCCAGUUUAAAACCACUUCAGCCGAUGGGUUUAUUCUGUUCAAUAGUGGGGAUGGAAGUGACUUCAUUGCUGUAGAGCUUGUUAAAGGGUACAUUCACUACGUUUUUGACUUUGGGAUUGGACCCAGCCUGCUCAAAGGGAACAGUGAUAGUCCUCUCAAUGACAACCAGUGGCACAGUGUGGUCAUCACACGAGAUGCUACCAACACACACACUCUCAAGGUGGACACCAGCUCUGUCAGCCAAGUGGUCCAUGGGGCUAAGAACCUUGACCUUAAAGGAGAUCUGUUUGUUGCUGGUCUGGGGCCCAACAUGUACCAGAACCUUCCAAAACUUGUGGUGUCUCGUGAGGGCUUCCAAGGAUGUUUGGCUUCAGUGGAUCUGAACGGCCGCCUCCCAGACCUCAUCAAUGACGCACUGUUCCGCAGUGGCCAGAUUGAACGCGGCUGUGAAGUUGGUUUCACCAAAGCUGACUUGCAAGGGCCCAGCACCACAUGUCAGGAGGACUCCUGUGCCAACUACGGGGUGUGCAUCCAGCAGUGGGAGAACUUCACUUGUGACUGCUCCAUGACCUCCUAUUCUGGCACGACAUGCAAUGAUCCUGGAGCCACGUAUAUCUUUGGCAAGGGCGGCGGCUUGAUUACCUACACAUGGCCCAGCAAUGAGCGACCCAGCACAAGAACAGACCGACUGGCUGUAGGGUUCAGUACCACCAUCAAAGACGGGAUUUUGGUUCGCAUCGAUAGUGCCCCUCGACUGGGUGACUACAUUAUGCUACACAUUGAGGAUGGCAAAGUAGGCGUGACAUUCAAUAUUGGCACAGUGGAUAUUAGUGUCAAAGAGAGCACCACAGCAGUAAAUGAUGGGAAGUAUCAUUUGGUACGUUUCACUAGAAAUGGAGGAAAUGCCACACUUCAGGUGGAUACCUGGCCAAUCAACGAGCAUUUUCCAUCAGGAAACAGUGACAUUGAGCGCUAUCAAAUGGCUAAUAAGAAAAUCCCGUUCAAAUAUACCCGGCCGGUCGAAGAUUGGCUACAUGAGAAAGGCCGACAGCUUACUAUCUUCAAUACCCAAGCCACAAUCUCAAUUGGUGGAACUGAUCGCAAGCGUUCAUACCAAGGGCAGCUCUCUGGCCUGUAUUACAAUGGGCUGAAGGUUCUUAACAUGGCCGCAAAGGGUCAUGCAAACAUCAAGGUGAAUGGCAGCGUGAGGCUAGUGGGUGAUAUGCCGGCCAGACGAAGUCCUUCCCACACAACCACUUCCAUGCCCCCUGAAAUGUCCACCACCUUCAUAGAAACCACUACUACCCUAUCAACAACCACGACACGAAAGCAACGCUCCCCACCCACCAGUCAGACAACAGAUGACAUUGUGUCCUCAGCGGAAUGUUCUAGUGAUGACGAGGACCUGGAGGAGUGCGAUACAGGGCAUCCAGGAGGGGAAUUAGUCAUCCCCAUUCUAGUUGAGGAUCCCAUAGAUAUCCCUCCUGUUUCCACUCAAGCCUCUUUCAUUCCUCUCCCCCCAACCUUACGCCCUAUCCUCACCAUUAUUGAGACUUCCAAAGAGUCCUUAUCCAUUGCCACUGAGACAAGCAUUCCUUGCUUGUCAAACCGAGGCAAAAAUAUAUGUGAUGAUGAUGGUGAUGAUGGUGAUAGCUUAGUGAUAUCUGGGUUUGGAUCUGGGGAGAUGUACGACUCUAGCCUCCCCCUUACUGACGAUGAAGAUUUUUAUACCACCUUCUCCCUGGUAACAGAUAAGAUCUUGACCACAUCGGCCUAUGAAGGUGGAUACAAAGCUCUCGCACCAAAAUGGGAAACAAAGGAUUUUAAGUCUAGUGAGGCUUUUGAGGUAGGCAGGUCUGCCCCCGUCCCACAUCUGCCUGAUGCAAGAAGCUCUGUAGCAACAUUCAUUACAUCUAAGGCACCACCUAAAAUCCCUGCCGGUAAAAUGAACAACCGUGAGAUCAAACCCCUUCCAGAUGUAGUGCUACUUCCUCUGCCCACAUCCUACAUCGUGGACGGCACCAAACCUAGAGGUCCGCUCAUCACCCAGCCCAUGUUGCCUAAUGUUCCCAGUUCUCUGCCCACUGUACCAGAGAUUAGGAGAGUUCCGCCUGGGGCCUCAGAAGUUGUACGUGAAUCAAGCAGUACUAUGGGUAUGGUAGUGGGUAUUGUGACGGCUGCUGCCCUUUGUAUUUUCAUCCUUCUCUAUGCCAUGUAUAAGUACAGAAACAGGGAUGAGGGUUCCUACCAGAUGGAUGAGACACGGAAUUGCAUCAGCAACUCAGCACAGACUAAUGGCACAGUAGUUAAAGACAAACAGCCAAGUACCAAGGGGGCCAUUAACAAGAGGCCAAAAGACAAGGACAAGGAAUACUAUGUAUAAAACAAAAUCUCUACACAGAAACUGACCCAAAACCUAAGAUGUUUUGCAGUACUAUACAGAGAGCAAUUUUAAAAAGAAAUUAUCAAAGAACUAAAAAAUACUGAGUCUCAUUCCCAGGUAUUGUUCUCUGAGGCACACUUGUUAUGGUAAGAACAUUGGGGAAGGUCAGGGACACUGGGAACAUUGGUAAACUCUUUUUGGUGAUGGGGUGUAUCCUGUGUAAAAUAUCCAAUUGUUACAAUGUUAUCACCAGAGUGACUUUCUGUGGUAAUGCCUUUGGAAUGAAAAAAAGACAAAAAAGUAUUUUUUGGGGAAAGAAUUGUCCAUUGUAGCCCUGUACAAUACAAUAAUGCUCAUCAUUCAUGUCAGGCAUGCAUGUGAAAUGUAUGUGAUAUAGUGCCGGCAACUUUGCAAGAGCAGUGGUAGGGAAAAGAUUUGUGGUGUCACAGCUAGCACAAUUUGCCAUAAAAGCAACACAUUUAUUUCUGUGGUGAAAACCUCAAGCAUGUUUUAACAAUGUCAUUAUUUAAUUUCUGUGAUUGCUUUGUUUUAGGUUUCCCUUUAUUAAUGAUUUCUGUUGGGUUCUAAAUGCAUUACAUUAAAAUAGCAAAUGUGACUUAUUCUAUUCACUUCACACAUGGACCACAUUCUGUUUCCUAAAAGCAGAUAAAUAGAGCAGAUGUGUGUUUGCCCAAUUCUUGUUUAUUUGCAUUCUAUGUAAAUAGAAUCCAGGUCUUGGCUAUAAGAUUUGUCACAGACAUCCUAAAUGUAAUCACAGCUUAAAACCAUGUGAAGACGUGCAUUUUGGAUGUUUUAUAAGGCAUUUACAUUUUAAAGAUUAAACAUAACAAUCAUAUGUUUUUGCAGUUGCACAAACGUACCAUGGCAUUUGACAAAAUAAACAAAAUGAUGUAUAGGUCAAAAUAACAUUGUUCUUUGUUAUCUUAGAUAGAAAAUGCUGUCACAUGGUUUCUUACAGUGCACUUGUCCAUUUACAGAAGGUUUCAUCUUUUCUACACAAACCAUUCUCACCAUAUUCACUGUCCAAAGAAAAACUGUAUGAGAAAUUUGACAAUAUGAAGAAUUUGACAUUAAUCCAGAAUAUUAUUUAAUUAUGCAUAUUUCAUUAUCAGCUGUGUCAUACAAUUACUGUUUACAUUUUUUAUUACUAAAAUACCAUUAAAUCUUGAUUUUACUAUUUUACCUGUACAAACAGAAAUAUGUAUUUGGUUUAAUUCAUGACAAAUUUAGAAAUUACAGAUUAUGUGAUGUUACAUACUGUGCUGUUCAAGUUACAUGCACAUUAAAUCCCUGGAAAGCUAACAGAAAUAACCUUUUUCAGUUGCAUAAGCCCCUUCAUUUCUGGUCAUUUUACUGGAUACCACUGAUGAAAGGAGCAAAAAAUGACAAUAUUAAAUUUAUAAUGCAGCUACAUUUCUGAAGCACUUCAAUAUUUGCUUUUCUGUGUUAAACUAUGUAGUUUGGUUUACAUCAUAUUUUGCUUAUGUUGUGCAGACUUACAGGUUUAUUUCACAACUUUUUGCUGGUAGAAUGGGUUUUUUUAUGUUACCGUUUUUUAAUUUAUUUACUGAUUGUUUUGUCACCAUUUGUUACAAAAAGCUCAAAUUUAUCUGUAUUUUUCUUUGUAGUUAUGUUGUUUCUCUUUUUAUUAUUGUCUUUGUUCUUUUGACCUUGUGCUAUGUCCAGCAAUAAAAUAUUCAGAAAUGUUUUCAACAUUAGUGUAAUAGUUAUGUAAUAAGCGCGGGUCACAUUUUUUAAAAUAGUGGGUUUUAAAGAAAACUAACCCAAUAACACAAGCUUAGAUACAGAAGCAUACAAAUCUUAAAUAACAUGUAGUCAGAGCAAGCAGAGUAUAAACAUAUAGGAAAUAGAGGACCCUAACUAGACAUAUGUGAGGCUGGUUAAGUAAAUCGAAGGAAAACAAUGAAAAGGGCAUGGCAGGAUGAGGGGAGUGGAAUGUAAACAUAAUGUAUGUAGCUGACACAGUGAGGAAAAGAGCAACAAAAAACACAGGAUAACAUGGGGAUCACAACCACGCAACGAAUGAUGCUGGAGAGGGAACUGUUAAAAGUUACUGUUAAAAAAUAUAGGUCAUUUUUGAUCAACUGAAGUUUAUAAGCUUAACUAUACCAAUGAAAGUGUGUUGAGACCAUAUCAGUAGUGCAAUACAAGUUGACAAGACUUCGCAAAGGCUAAUAGAACACACAGGGUUUAUAUACUAGGACAAAUGAAGACUAACAAGACAGAUGAACAUAACAAUAAGCGGAGAUACUAACCAUAAGAGCUGUAGGGCUAGGCGAGAUCAGUGUAGUGAAGGUAGAUUACAAAUU